UAUACUUUUGAUGUUUGGGCAGUGGCGAGUUAUUAAUUAAAACCACAGCCCAAAACGGUGGAGCAUCAUCGUCUUCACGCAUCAGUGUUCCCAAUCCCACUAGACAUAUCAAAUAAACUCAAAUUUAAAUUCCACUUCUGCUUCCAAUGGCGAAUUUCAGAAAAGCUGCCAUCAACGUCUUCAGAGUCAUCAAUUCCAACAAAGCCACCGUCGCUGCCUCCACAAACCCCCUUCAGACUCUCAGGCCUCUUUUUUCUUAUUCCAUCUUUACCCCUUUCUCGUCCCACUCUCAAACUCAAUCCCUGCAAAUCGAUUUGUCUAACGAAGAAAGCAAAAGACGCCUGUUUAAUCGGCUGGUAUAUAGAAGCAAACAACGAGGGUUCCUGGAACUCGAUUUGGUACUAGGGAAAUGGGUUGAGGACAACAUUCACUCCUUGGAUGAAAAUCGAAUGAGGGAUCUCAUUUAUGUUCUCGACCUGGAGAAUCCAGAUUUAUGGAAGUGGAUAUCAGGGCAGGAACAACCCCCAGAAUCAGUUAGUGCAAACCCGGUCUUUGCUGCAGUGAAGGAAAGAGUUAUGAAAAACCUUGAUAGCCAUUCUGCUCCUGAAGCAAGAGCAACACCUGGCCAACCAUGGGUAAGAGGCUGGGAUGAUAUUAAGAAAGGGCGAGAUGGUCCUGUUUCUGGAAAUCAGUAGGUUGACAUUGAAUGAUCUUAUCAUAUGUUUCAAUGAACGAAAUCUGGUCCACCAUUUUGUAAUUAUAAAUAACUAAAUAAGGGCUGGGGAACUGCAACUUAAAAGGUUUGUAUUAGCUGCUAGAAAUCAGUAAAAGGGGUCUAAACUGGAUGUGAGUUAUGACUUUCUUGGAAUGUUCCCUCUUCAUCUGUUUUAUAUCUAUUAAGUAUAGAUAUCAUUUAUGUGGUGUUAA
Molecule: messenger RNA, 927 nt
Organism: Cajanus cajan (pigeon pea)
Lineage: Eukaryota; Viridiplantae; Streptophyta; Magnoliopsida; Fabales; Fabaceae
Gene: SDHAF2
Product: succinate dehydrogenase assembly factor
Biological process (GO): mitochondrial electron transport, succinate to ubiquinone; mitochondrial respiratory chain complex II assembly; protein-FAD linkage
Cellular component (GO): mitochondrion
Source: RefSeq, a predicted model, not a curated record